This is a messenger RNA of Siniperca chuatsi (mandarin fish), 3076 nucleotides long. It is a transcript of the gene bcl3, whose product is annotated as BCL3 transcription coactivator. Gene Ontology annotation, molecular function: protein binding. The transcript has 9 exons. Lineage: Eukaryota; Metazoa; Chordata; Actinopteri; Centrarchiformes; Sinipercidae. The record is from RefSeq and is a predicted model, not a curated record. The coding region runs from base 1432 to 2922 and encodes 496 amino acids.
GCAUGCAACAGCAUACAGGAUAGCACCACAGACUCAUAAAACAUCCUCAGCAUUGUCCAGCAGAUGUUGAAGGACCUCAGCCUCCUCAGAAAAUAGAGGCGGUUCUGGCCCUUCAUGUAAAGUGCUUGAGUGUUCUUUAUUGUCCAUGUGUACUCCCAGGUACUUGUAAUCCUCUACAAUGUCCACACUGACCCCCUGGAUGGAAACAGGGGUCACUGGUGCCUUGGCCCUUUGUAGAUCUACAACAAAUUGGGACAUCAUGUACUGUAACUUUUUGGACUGAGGUGUGAAAAACAAAAUUAUGUCUCCUGACCUGAGGCACUGAGACUGAUCAAAAUAACAAAAAAAUCCCUUCCAUGACAUCAUAAAGAGGGCACAGGAAAGUUAGAAAAGGAAGUCACCUCAAAACGGUCAUAAAUGUGGUAAUACGCCCAAUUUCAUAAUAAAAGUAUAGAAUUCUGCACAUUGCAUGUUCUUAAAGUCUGUCUUUCCUUGUUGCAUUCUGAUCUAUAAAGUGGGACAGUCUGUUAGGCUUUUAGAAUAAUGGAAAGAAAUACACUUUACAUUAAGGGACCAGUUUGAUUUGUAGCUACUUUACCUGCAAAAGACAUAGCUCUCAUACUUUAAACUGAGUCUGAACCUUUAGCCAUUCUCUUCAUGCAUCACAUAUGAAACUGUUAAGUACUUAAGUUUGGAAAUAACUAAGUUUGCCAUAGUAAGUGAGUCCAAAUGUAAUAUUGAAGCCUUUAAUAUUAACAUGACUGCACUGUUCUGCACAUUGAUGUUGCGUUAAUAUGCACAGUGUAACCAGUGACCCAGAUUUUUGCACUGCGAUGUGCUCGAAGCACCGGCAAAAGCAUCGAUCCGUGAACUUCUUGAGAAAUUCAGUAUUAGAUGUUUUGAACUUGCAUGCAAAACAGACAGAUGUCAGAGAAGUCGGAAAUGCAGAAAUUAUUGUGAAUUUAACGCAGUGUUAGUGUUUUCUCUUUCCCUCCCUCUCUCGGUAGAUAUUUGCCCUUGAGUGCCACAAUCGCUUUGUUUCGGUUUAAAGGGAAAGCACCAAGUGUCACUGUGAUUACGUUCAUUAAAAGCAGAUGAGCGCUGUCGCAGCUGCACUGUACCUGCAGUUGCUAUAGGUGCGCAAGGAUACAUUAUCUAGCUACACCAAACUUCUGUUGGCUCUUCUUCACAAACAAAUGUACAUUCCGAGUCAAUGAAUUUGAUCGCUUAUCGCAAAUACACCAGUAACCCAAAAGGAAACAGAGUGAUGAUUUCAUCGCUGCCCAUUUGAUUUCAUGGAGAUGGGAAUAGCGCACUGUUGACCACUUUGGAUGGACCGAUCCCACUAAACUGUCACUGAACCUCGAGAAGUUGUCUUCACGCGCACACACCUGAGACUUCUUCAGAUCCUGAGCGCCUCGCCCCCUGUUGAUGCCGAGGAUCAUGACCAUGAACGGUGACCACCCGUCGGUUGCCACAGCGCCGCUAGAUCUGCGCACCACUAACCGAGAGCGUGGGAGCGCCGGGUCGAGGACUCCGGACUGCAAAGGUCGCGCCAGGGACGCUCGGGUGACAGGCGGCUCACCUGCACCCCCUGCGUGCACAGGAACAGACGUUCGCUGCCCCGCGGUCAGAGGCGCACCGGGCUCAGAAACCGGUGCUUCUCUCAAACGGCCAGCGGACAAAUCUUCCUCCUGUCUCCCUUUUAGGAAACGCCCGAUUCUUUUCGAGACCCAAAGGCAGUCGCCGACUCCACCAGAAAGUGGAGACCGCGUUCUCCCUGCGGUAAAUACGGACAUCACACUUCGUUUGGAACGAGCCGCGAAUGAAAGCAGGGUCAGCGCAGCAUUAGUGACUCCCAGGCGGGUUGAAGAGGCUGGACAGAGUCCAGAUGGAUAUCCCAUAGGCCUACGCUUUUUGCACCCGUUUGAUUACGGUCCCUACUCAGUAUACUGUUUGCCCCCUGUGCCAGAGCCGAACCACCCUCUGGCCCACCAAACCGGAAACCUGCUGGCUGGUAUCACUCUGGCUACACAUCAAGAUGAAGAUGGAGACACAGCUCUCCAUAUAGCUGUGGUGAAGGGGGAGUUGGCCAUUGUCUGCACACUGAUCCAACUUCUGAUGUGGGCUCGUAGAGACAUUGAUAUCUACAACAACCUCCGCCAGACUCCCCUUCAUCUGGCAUUGAUAACCCAGCAGGCAAACAUGGUGGAGGCUUUGUUGAGAGCGGGGGCCGACCCUGCUGCCUUGGACCGUAACGGCCAAACAGCGCUCCACCUCUGCUGCGAAUACGACCAGCGUGACUGUCUGUCUAUUGUGCUCUCUUGCUCCUCAUCCUCCAGAUGCCUGGAAAUUGGAAACUAUGAGGGUUUGAGGCCUCUCCAUCUGGCUGUGCUGCGUGGCCGUAAAGAUUUGGCCAGAAUGCUGCUGGAUGCAGGAGCUGACAUCAAUACUACAGACAUCAAAAGCGGCCAGAGUCCUCUCAUGCACGCAGUGGAGAGCAAUAAUGCAGACAUGGUCCACUUCCUCAUUGAGAGUGGCUGUGAUGUCAAUAGCCAGUCAUACAGUGGGAACACAGCCCUGCACAGCGCCUGUGGCCGAGGGCAGGUGGACACGGUGCGGCUGCUGCUGAAGAGCGGGGCUGACAGCAGCCUCAAGAACAACCACAAUGACACCCCUGUCAUGGUGGCCAAGAACAAGAAAAUAGCAGAUGUGUUACGAGGGAGAGGCUCCAACCAGAUAAGAGUUCAAGAUCAACACUGUGUGUCUAUCUCACCACAUGGGAGCAACUUAACAGAACAUGGGUCCCCAUCUCCCAGUCACAGUCGUGGAUGUUCGCCUUCGACUACACCACACACCCCUCAUCAUAGCACCUUCCACUCUCCAAAGACUCCAUCUACAGUUGUAUUUCCAUUUUACUAGCUCAAAGUUAUUGUCCAUUGCAACUUGCAACUACCUCCACACAGCCAACCAACAAAGAGACUUCAGUGGCCAAAAUGACAUCCAGGAGAACUUAAAUGGGAUGACAGCAAAUGGGGUGACAGACCAACAAAAGACUGCACCUGAAAUUAGACUU